Mesorhabditis belari is the source of this 219-nucleotide messenger RNA. The record is from the annotation of a GenBank genome assembly. Lineage: Eukaryota; Metazoa; Nematoda; Chromadorea; Rhabditida; Rhabditidae.
AUGGGCUUGUCGCUUAACUCUGCUCCACCACGAAAUAGCAACAUCAAGCCAAAGAAGCCAUCGGUUCGAAACAUGGUCGAAGCAAAGCGAGUGCGAGCCCCAAUUCACCAACCAAUUUAUCCAAUCCAGUUAUUGCGGCACUCCAAUGGACUAAAGCAUGCGAAAUCACUUUCUGGGUGCUCAUCGUGUAUUUCGGCGAUUUUGGUUCUUUGGGGUGUA